Cinara cedri is the source of this 1566-nucleotide messenger RNA. NCBI's taxonomy places the organism in Eukaryota, Metazoa, Arthropoda, Insecta, Hemiptera, Aphididae. The record is from the annotation of a GenBank genome assembly.
AUGCACCGUUUAUUAAUAAUUACGUUUCCUCAUUGGAUUCAAUUGAUAGCCUACGGCGCGUUGGCUACUGCUGCCAGUUGCCUCUUAUUAGAUGGACUUUUUGACAAACCGGUAAACGAAUCAACAAAUGUGAUCAGAAACAUUGAUAAUCAAUCGGUAUGUAAAUCUCGUAUCAAAGUAUUUUUUUUUUUCUUCAUAAUCUUGUUAAUAGUUCUAAUAAAAUGAAAGUGUUUCAGCUCUCCAUACCCCCUAGGGGGGGCAUGGUGUACAGGGGGUAACAGGGUUGUAUAAUAGCUAUCGGAGCUUAGUUCCUAAUUCUGACAUCCGGGCUUUUAAAUGUUACUUAACUGAAGUAAAAUAAAAUUAAUUAUAAGACUUAAUCGAUAUGACAAUGAUAAGAUAUUUGUAUGUAUAUAUUUAUAUUGUAUGCGUCCUUACGUUGCUCUGUGUAAAUCAACUAUCGAUAUAUUAGUUCCAUUGUGUGUGCGUGUGUGUGUGUGUGUGUGUGUGUGUGUGUGUGUGUACGGGUGAUAUUAUAUUAACAUAUCCUAAUUAGAAAUAAUCGAAAUAACAAAAAGUAAGCGUUUAGCAAUUUUGAAUGGUUAUCAAAUAAUAAAAUACAGACGAAAUAAAAACGUGCAGCUUGAGUGUGUCUGAAUAAAAAAAAAAAAAACGAUGUGAUAACACGUUUCCUAAACCAAUAAAAGUGUGAAGGAAAGUUUUAUUUUAGUUUAUUGCACUAGAUAUUAUUUUGAAUCAUUAAUGUCGUAAAAUUAGACAGUAUAGUUAAGUAAAAGAAAAAAUCUAAGUGGCCGCAAAUGUGCCGACAGCAUCUGUACCGACCCGUUUUCGGGAGCAAGACCUUAACCGAGACCGUGGAAAAGAGGGUGUAUGCGGUGCCUACGCCCCGGGAGCAUUAUCCGGGAGGGCGCGAAAGUACCCUAAGAAAACCUAUAUUAAUAAUACGUUAAAAAGAAAUUAGUAAACAUCAAAUUUAAAAUUUAAAAAAUCCAAUAGUGAAUAUGUGAUAGUUGCACAAACACUCAUUUGAUUGUAGUUUGUAAAAAUAUUUAAGCUCUCUUAGUUUUCAUCAGAAACUGGAGUUCGUCAGGACACACUGGGUGAGAUACUCGGUUGCCACGUUCGUGGAUUUUAUUAAAACCGAUGUUUUGCGAUCAAACGGUGUACAAAAUAUGACAAACACAAUAAUCUUAUUCCAAGACCUAAAGUAUCUUAAAAUACAAAUAUUAUUGUAUUGAUAUUUUGUAGAACCGUACCAAAAGAUCCAUGAUAUCAGAUACUCAAUAUCGCGAUGUCGGAUACACCAAUGACUUUCCGAAUUCGUACGGUAAAAAUUGCUUUUCUACUUACGACCAGGACUAUUAUAUCAUAGCCAAAUCGGCAUUUGUCGUUUUAAUGAGCAUCGCCUGUUUCGGACUGUUCGUCAUAAUCGUAAUAGCUUACAAAAAAUUCUGCACGUGUAAGCGCAACUGCAAUUCUAAAUGCCGUCAGUGUAAUUUCAUCGAAGACAACGAAAAUGAUUGUUUCAGCUUAAACAACCCUUGA